This is a messenger RNA of Microplitis mediator, 770 nucleotides long. RefSeq names its product 39S ribosomal protein L18, mitochondrial (gene mRpL18). The transcript is spliced from 3 exons. Gene Ontology annotation, molecular function: structural constituent of ribosome; 5S rRNA binding. Gene Ontology annotation, biological process: translation. Bases 176 to 724 code for a protein of 182 amino acids. Lineage: Eukaryota; Metazoa; Arthropoda; Insecta; Hymenoptera; Braconidae. The record is from RefSeq and is a predicted model, not a curated record. Gene Ontology annotation, cellular component: ribosome; mitochondrion.
UCACAAGAUUUAUAAUUCUAACCCGUAAAAAUUUGUUUUUUGAGAGAAACUAUCAAUAAUAAUUUUCAUAUAUUUUACUUAUAUUUAUUAUAUUCACUAAAAGUCUAUUAACGUAAUUUAUUAAUUUAAGUUUUCAAGCUAUUGUUAAAUAAGAAGUAAUUAAAUAAAUUUUACAAUGAUGAAUGCAAUUACUCGAUCAAAAUUGUUUAAUUUAUCAAGAGUAAACAUUAAAAAAGUCCAUUCAAAUGCAGCACUUGUGGAUAAUUGUACGAGUAUUAAUAACAGAAAUCCUAGAAAUCUUGAAUAUUUAAGGAUCGCACAUAGACCACAUGGUUAUCAUUUGGAAAAAGUAAUUCCAUCAUUUUGGCACAAAUUGAUUCUAACACGUUCUUCAAAAUAUAUAACUUUUGAUGUACAACAUUUUGAAAAUGGAAUUGUUGUAAGUGCGUCAAGUCAAGAAUGGCCUAUAAAAAAACGUUUGUACAGAUGCCAAGACAGUGCAGCGUACAUAAAUCUUGGUCGUAUAUUAGCCCAACGAUGUUUAGAGAGUGGGAUAUUGUUUAUUCAUGCUGAUCCAGAAUUACCUGAAUGUGAAAAAACAAAUUUGGCAUUACAAGAAUUAAUUAAGGAGGGUAUUACAUUAAAUGAACCAUUGCGUUAUAUUCAUCCAAAUCCUUGGGAUCUUCAACGACCCGAAAAACCGUGGGAAAUUUAUGAAAAUUAAUUUUAUUUUAUACAUUACUAUUGUCAAUAAAAAUUAGUUAUUUAAA